UCAUCUUGCUCUGUUUUUCUCUCUCAUUGUGGAGGGUCAAAAUCAAAUAGUUUCCACAUCAAAGCCAUAAUCAUCACGCCUCGUUCACCCUCACUUCUCCACGCUUUCCUUUCUCCUCCCUAAAUGUCCAUUCACCACUCCCAUUAAACAAAAGCAACUCUUUCAUGUCAUGGAACCAACCCAAAGGUCCCCUUCCUCAACUCUUCACAGAAACCCUUCGGUCUUCUUUUCAAACCCAAAUGAAUACCAACAAUUCGAACCCAUGUUCGAAAAGCCCUUAACCCCCAGCGACGUCGGCAAGCUGAACCGCCUCGUUAUUCCGAAGCAACACGCGGAGAAGCACUUCCCCUUGGCCGGCGGUGACUCACUCGAUAAAGGCUUGUUGCUGAGUUUCGAGGACGAGUCGGGCAAGCGUUGGUGUUUCCGUUACUCGUAUUGGAACAGUAGCCAAAGCUACGUGUUGACCAAAGGGUGGAGCAGAUACGUCAAGGAGAACAAACUCGAUGCCGGUGACGUUGUUUUAUUCCAACGACACCGUUUUGAUGCCGAGCGAUUGUGUAUAGGGUGGAGGAGGCGCGGUGCAGCGGCGGAUGGGGGGAACGCCGCGAUGGGAAAUAACGGCGGCCACGGCAAUGAACGGGGUUUGUGUGAAAGGGGUCCUUAUCUUGGGCUUAUUCCAGGGCAAUGCCAUGGGGCUAACGUCUCAUAUCAACAUGAUUGUCUGCAUGCAGGAAGCAUGGCUGAAAAUCAAACACAAGGUGGGAACCCAAAGAAACUAUUGAGGUUAUUUGGGGUGAACCUCGAGUGCGACCCAUCCACCCACCCACCACUUUUACUCUUCAAACAACCUGCAAAAGUUCAGACGGGUAAUGAUGAAGUCCAAAAAAGGCAGAUCGUUAAUUAAAUUCCAAGUCAAACAGAAAUUGUAGGCAAUAAUGAAAGACGGCCUCCAAAAUUAUUGAUUUUUGGGUCCACACUCGUAAUAGUUAGGCUCAUGUUCGACAGCAUUUUUGGCAUUCAGUGAUUACAAUGUAAUUUGUGAUUGUAACAAGACAUGGGUUUCCCCAGAGAUUUGAAGCAGAUGGAAAAUCGAAGAGGAUAAAGAUUUCAAGAUGUUGACAUGCAUGGCAUGGGGUUCACUUAUUGCCUGUAAUGGUGUCUCUAUGUACCCACAUGUGUUGCAGAAAGUUUUAGAAAAAGAUUACAUUCUCAUGCUUGUUGCAGACCGCAUGGUCAAAGUUAAAACCUUCAAAUUUCUAUUAAAGUGGUCCCUCAA
Messenger RNA from Hibiscus syriacus, 1276 nucleotides. RefSeq names its product B3 domain-containing protein At2g36080-like. The transcript has 3 exons. NCBI's taxonomy places the organism in Eukaryota, Viridiplantae, Streptophyta, Magnoliopsida, Malvales, Malvaceae. Gene Ontology annotation, molecular function: DNA binding; DNA-binding transcription factor activity. The record is from RefSeq and is a predicted model, not a curated record. The coding region runs from base 170 to 904 and encodes 244 amino acids.